Messenger RNA from Pristis pectinata (smalltooth sawfish), 3568 nucleotides. RefSeq names its product notchless homolog 1 (Drosophila) (gene nle1). Gene Ontology annotation, biological process: ribosomal large subunit assembly; Notch signaling pathway. The transcript is spliced from 13 exons. Lineage: Eukaryota; Metazoa; Chordata; Chondrichthyes; Rhinopristiformes; Pristidae. The record is from RefSeq and is a predicted model, not a curated record. Gene Ontology annotation, cellular component: nucleolus. The coding region runs from base 149 to 1579 and encodes 476 amino acids. Gene Ontology annotation, molecular function: protein binding.
GACGCUGCACUUUGAGAAAUGCAGUGCAGCAACUGAGUGAAACUUCAACGAGUUCCCCAACCGUUGGCGUCCUCCCCGCCGCAGGGGGCGCUGCCGGCGGCCCGCGUGGACACGCUUUCCGCGGCUCGCUUUUCCACGGUGUUUGACAAUGAAGGAAGAAAUUCAGCGACUGCUGGUGCAGUUCAAGGAUGAGGGUGGGGAGGUUCUGGGGUCACCUUUCGAUGUCCCCAUCGACAUAACACCUGACAAACUGCAACUCGUGUGCAAUGUUCUGCUGCCCAAGGAGGAUCCAUUGCCUUUGGCUUUCUACGUGAAUGAGACUGAAAUAGUCACCUCACUGGAGAAGACACUGCAAGAGCAGCAAGUGGAGACAGAAAAGAUUAUUGACAUAAUUUACCAACCACAAGCAGUAUUUCGGGUUUGGGCAGUGACACGAUGCACAAGCUCUUUGGAAGGACACACUGAGGCCGUCAUUUCUGUGGCUUUUAGUCCCUCUGGAAGGUAUCUAGCAAGCGGAUCAGGAGACACCACAGUGCGGUUCUGGGAUCUGUCAACAGAAACUCCACAGUUCACAGCCAAAGGUCACAAGCAUUGGGUAUUGAGCAUAGCCUGGUCUCCUGAUGGGAAAAGGCUAGCAUCUGGAUGCAAGAAUAGUCAGAUAUUCCUAUGGGACCCAAGCACAGGAAAACAAAUUGGAAAGGUUCUGACAGGACACUCUAAGUGGAUUACGUGUCUCUGCUGGGAACCACUACAUGUAAAUCCACAGUGCCGUUACCUGGCCAGUUCAUCAAAGGACUGCAGUAUCCGGAUAUGGGACACGUUGCUGGGACGAUGCGAUAAGAUCCUGACCGGGCACACGCAGUCAGUAACCUGCGUGAAGUGGGGUGGUGACUGUCUUCUCUAUUCCUCGUCACAAGAUAGGACUAUAAAAGUGUGGAGGGCUGAAGAUGGGGUCGUGUGUAGAACGCUGCAGGGUCAUGCACAUUGGGUAAAUACAAUGGCACUUAGUACGGACUACGUAUUGCGAACUGGAGCUUUUGAACCAGCUGAAGCCACCAUUGUUCAUCGGGACAGGAAUGAUACUUUGGAAGAACUGAAGCACAAAGCUUUACAAAGAUAUGAGCAAACGAGGGGUCAGGGGUGUGAAAGGCUGGUUUCAGGGUCAGAUGACUUCACGCUCUUCCUCUGGAAGCCUGCGGAGGACAAGAAGCCCUUGGCCCGAAUGACAGGCCACCAGGCUCUAAUAAACCAAGUCUGCUUCUCCCCGGACACCAGGGUUAUUGCCAGUGCAUCAUUCGACAAGUCGGUGAAACUGUGGGAUGGCAGGACUGGCAAGUACCUGGCAUCUCUCCGAGGUCAUGUGUCGGCUGUGUAUCAGAUUGCAUGGUCAGCUGACAGUCGGCUGCUGGCAAGCGGCAGCAGUGACAGCACAUUGAAAGUGUGGGAUGUGAAGGCACAGAAGCUGUCCGUUGACCUUCCUGGUCAUGCAGAUGAGGUCUUUGCUGUUGAUUGGAGUCCUGAUGGACAAAGGGUAGCAAGUGGUGGAAAAGACAAAGUGUUGAGAAUCUGGAGGUGGUGAAGGCGCAGAACAAGUCUGCCAUUUUGAAGCAACCCUGGACUUUUGCCUGGAUGUCAACCUCAGCAGACUGUGACUUGCUGUACUCUUUCAGUGAAGGAUCUGGGUUCCUGAACUCGCAGUGACUGAAUAACCAAAGUCCAUUUUUAACCACGUGGUACUCCAGAAGUUUUGCUCGCAUAUUUGAGGGGGUGGGGGGGGGGGGGGGGAUAAGGUCCAUCAUUACGCAGUUUCACCCAUCCUCUAUCCCAUCCCCCACCUCCAAGAAAGCCUCGGGUCAGUGGCCAAGCACUUGAAGUGUUGACCUCUUUGCAAUGUCACUGCAUGGGAGCCUCAUUACAAGAAAAAAUGUAAGAAGUGGCAAAUAGAAACACACUCUGCAGAUCAGCAAAUGUCAUUAUUUUCAAAACAGUGGCCAUGCUUUUGUAACUUGAGGCUGACCUUGGCGCACAGAUUUAUCUGUGGUGACUAAGGACAAAUUUCUCUGUUUACGUCACUCCAGCCUCUGCUCCUCCAUUUGUGUCAGCCAACUACAACUGUGAACAAAACAGUCAGGAAGAAGAUCAUGUGUAUGUCUUUAGUAAGUUCAGUCUGCGUUCAAGCUCCAAUUUUUUUCCAACAGGUGGAGAACAAUUGAAUUUCUCUGUUGCACGUUACUAAGUCAUUUGUUCUGUGCUGGAAUUGCUGGUUGUUGUUACCUCAAUAUUGCCGGUGGUCAUCAAGUAAUGUUCAGGGGUUGUUUCUGAUUGGUCUCGGUGGGGAAGUGUAGUUGAAGCAGCCUCAACUUCGAGGACCCAACUUCAAUCCUGACCUUGAGUGCUGUCUGUGUGGAGACAACAUGGGUUUCCUCCCACAUCCCAAAGAUGUGUUGGUUGGUAUGGUAAUCAGCUGCUGUAAGUUGCCUUAAGUGUAAAUGGGUGGCAGGGGAAUCGAUGAGGUUGGGAGUUAGUAGAUGACAACACAAGCGCAAAAUGGGAUUAUUGUCAAAGUCAAGUUUAUUGUUGUAUGCACAAGUACGUGUAUGCACGGGUGCAAUGAAAACCUUACUUGCAACAGCAUCACAGGCACAUUGCAUCAGAUAAGCAGCAUUCACAAGAAAAAACAUAAAUUUGACACACAUUUUACAAGAAAGAACACAAUUAGGACAAAAAGUCCAUUUUAGUGCAAAGUGGUCAUAGUGUCGCUAUACUGAGGGAGUGAUUAGGGUUUUGCUGGUUGGUUCAAGAACCGAAUGGUUGAAGGGAAGUAGCUGUUCCUGAACCUGGUGGUGAGGGACUUCAGGCUCCUGUACCUCCUGCCCGAUGGUAGCUGCGAGAAGAUGGCACGUGAAAUGCAAUAAGAUGUGUUAGUUGGUAUGGUAAUUGGCUACUGUAAGUUGCCUUAAGUGUAAAUGGGCGACAGGGGAAUUGAUAGGAUUGGGAGUUAGUGGAUGAUGACGAAAGAGACAAAAUAGUACUAUUGUAGAUGGAUGCUUGAUGGUGUGGACACAGAGGGCUAAAGGGCCUGUUAGCUUCGGUGACGGCAACGUCACAAUUAACAUGGUGCCAGCGAUAGAGCAAUGUUAGUAGAGGCUGAUCUUUAGACAUUCUCAGCUGGGCUUGAAACAAUGCCAGAGGAAGGAUAGGCUCCAAAAGAAGAGCAAGUCAUGAAAAUAAGAAUUUUUUUCUUGAGCUUGGGAACAUCAGUAUUCUACAGGCUGCACAGAAGAAUUGCACAGCAUUUCAUCUAUCCAUCCCUGCAAUAUUGGUAGGUUAAUUUGGGUUUAAAAUGGGCAGCGCGGACUCGUUGGGCCGGAAGGGCCUGUUACCAUUGCUGUAAAUAAAAUUUUUUUUAAAAAUCUCUGAAUUUCAAAAUCGGUAUUUUAAAAUGCUGUUGGUAAAGCAUUUUGUAGGCUAACUGUUGAUCAUGGAGUUAAAAGAAAAAGAUGAGCAGAAGUUUGAGAGAGAAUCCUUUGGCAAUGUAUCUCAAUCUUGACUUUAAUUAAAUGGUUAA